This is a messenger RNA of Thlaspi arvense, 1083 nucleotides long. The record is from the annotation of a GenBank genome assembly. Lineage: Eukaryota; Viridiplantae; Streptophyta; Magnoliopsida; Brassicales; Brassicaceae.
AUGAAACUCGAUUUACCGCGUGAGUCAAGGCAUGGUAAUACUAGUUUCGCGAGUUGUUUUACCCUAGACAAGAAGAACAAUAGGUUCAAAGAGAUUAGGGUUGUGGCUUGCAGUGAUGGAUUGGUUUUGCUGCGACUCGAACCCGAUGACGAUGAGGAGGACAUGACGAUACGUUACUUCAUUGGGAAUCCUAUGCUACCACAAUGGAUUCAACUCCCUCCUCCUCCUCCUCCUCCUCUUCCUAGAGAGUAUCAUCCGCUACUCCAACAUGGUUGUUACAUUGACUCGGGACUGGUGACACGGGUGCACAACGGUGCCCUCUUAGGUUACAAGGUGGUUCGGAUACAUAGCCAAGCACUCCACGCGUAUAAUUUUGAAACAUGGAGUUUUGAGAUUUAUUCAUCGGAUACGGGUGAAUGGAGUGUUAAACAAGUUCUCCCUGGUCCUGAACUUUGUGGUCUCUCCAGAUCCAAUACCGUUUCUUUGAACGGGAAACUUCACUGGCGUGAUAUCUCUGGCCAUAUCAUUGUCCAUGAUUUCUUCUCUCACGAUGAUCAACUCCGAGCCAUACGCCUACCCGCCAGGAAACAAGGCGAACGCUAUCCAUUUUCUGUCAACCCUCCAAGCAAGAAGAUGAUCUACACCACAUCGCAAGGAUACUUUGUGCUUAUUAAUGUUGGAUUGAUGGAAGAUGUCAACAAGAGCUAUAACGUUACGAUUUGGAGGCUCAAGUGUGAUACUUGGAGCUGGGAAAAGGCUUGGGAUAUCAACUUGGCUUGUCUAGGGCUUGGCCGUAGCUGUGUUCCAGUGGCAAUCCACUGUUUUGAUAUCGACAUCAUCUACCUAUGGGACUUAGACACCAAAUGCUUCCUCGCUUGUAAUCUUCGGACAAAUACAAAAUCUUAUGGAGCUCGUAAAGAUGGUACUCCUCCCAUCGACUCUACUUCUCAAAACCCUUUAGAGACUCGUAGAACCGUCUACAAGGAAGAUGAUUUCUGCAUCGACCCACGUUCUUACGUUUCGCCUUUUUGUUCCGUCCUUGCAAGGAGUCCCGGUCCAAGAUAUGAUGUAGUGUUGAUCUAA